Messenger RNA from Diplodia corticola, 789 nucleotides. RefSeq names its product electron transfer flavoprotein beta subunit. Gene Ontology annotation, cellular component: cytosol. Gene Ontology annotation, molecular function: electron transfer activity. NCBI's taxonomy places the organism in Eukaryota, Fungi, Ascomycota, Dothideomycetes, Botryosphaeriales, Botryosphaeriaceae. Bases 1 to 789 code for a protein of 262 amino acids. The record is from RefSeq and is a predicted model, not a curated record. The transcript is spliced from 2 exons.
AUGGCUUCGAAGCUCCGCAUUCUGGUUCCCGUCAAGCGGGUCAUCGACUAUGCCGUCAAGCCGCGCAUCAACAAGGCGCAGACGGCGGUCGAGACGGCGGGCGUCAAGCACAGCAUGAACCCAUUCGACGAGCUGUCGGUCGAGGAGGCGGUGCGGCUGCGCGAGCGCAAGGCGCAGGAGGUCGAGGAGAUAGUCGCGUGGAGCGCGGGGCCGGCGAAGGCGCAGGACGUGCUGCGCACGGCCAUGGCCAUGGGAGCCGACCGCAGCGUGCACGUACAGACGCCCGAGGCGGGCAGCGGCGGCGCGGCGGGCGAGCUGGAGCCGCUAGGCGUGGCCAAGAUGCUGGCCAAGGCGGUGGGCGAGGAGAAGAGCAACCUCGUCAUCCUCGGCAAGCAGAGCAUCGACGACGACGCCAACCAGACGGGCCAGAUGCUGGCCGGCCUGCUCGGCUGGCCGCAGGCGACGCAGGCCUCCAGGGUCGAGAUCAAGGACGACGUGUGCACCGUCACGCGCGAGGUCGACGGCGGCGUCGAGACGCUGCGCGCCAAGCUGCCCAUGGUCGUCACCACCGACCUGCGCCUCAACGAGCCGCGCUACGCCAGCCUGCCCAACAUCAUGAAGGCGAAGAAGAAGCCGCUCGUCAAGAAGGCGCUCGAGGACUACGGCGUCGACGUCAAGGCGCGCCUGAGGACCGUCAAGGUCGUCGAGCCGCCGCAGAGGCAGGGCGGCCAGAAGGUCGAGGAUGUCGAUGCCAUGCUGUCCAAGCUCAAGGAGCUGGGUGCUCUGUAA